AUGGAGAUAACUUCUUUGAAAAGUUAUAAAGAGUUAAUAGAAUUAAGCAAAGAAGAAAAAAAAAAAAAUUUAAAAGAUUAUUUAAAGGAUAAAGAAAGAUCUGAAUUUCUCAUUAGAAAAUUUAAAAAUUUUUUCGUAGAUUUAUCUCGUCAAAGAUAUAAUCAGAAAACAUUAAACAAAUUGAUUGAAUAUGCAGAAGAAAUAAAAUUAAAAGAGAAAAUCCAAAGUACAUUUAAAGGUGAUAAAGUAAAUGUUACCGAAAAUAGAAGUGUUUUGCAUACUGCUUUAAGAAUACCAAAAGAAAAAAUAAGUUCUCAUAAAAUUUUAAUCGAUAAUAAGAAUGUAUUAGAGGAUGUACAUAAUGUAUUGAAAAAAAUUGAAGAAUAUUCUGACAAUAUAAGAAAUGGAAAUAUAAAAACAUGUAACAACACCAAAUUUAAAAAUAUAAUAUGCAUAGGUAUAGGAGGAUCUUAUUUAGGUACAGAAUUUGUAUAUGAGGCAUUAAGAUUUUAUUAUAACAAUAACAUAAUAAAUAAAAAUAAAAGUUCAAUUAAUAAUUUUAAUAACAAUUAUAACGAAGUAUUUAAUGUUAGAUUUUUAGCUAAUGUAGAUCCUAAUGACAUAAAUAGAGCAACAUAUAACUUAGAUCAAACAGAAACAUUAGUCAUAAUUAUUUCUAAAACAUUUACAACUGCUGAAACCAUGUUAAAUGCUAGAUCAAUUAAAAAUUGGUUAAGUUUGAAAAUAAAAGAUAAUGAAAGUUUAAGUAAACAUUUGGUUGCUGUAAGUACAAAUUUAAAAUUAACAGAUGAAUUUGGUAUUUCAAGAAAUAACGUUUUUGAAUUUUGGGAUUGGGUAGGAGGAAGAUUUUCAGUUACUAGUUCAGUUGGUAUAUUGCCUUUAUCUAUUGCAUUUGGAUAUAAAAAUAUGAGACAAUUUCUAGAUGGUUGUCAUGAUUUAGAUGAACAUUUUUUAAAUACUGAUAUAAAAGAAAAUAUCCCAGUGUUAAUGGCAUUAACAAGUUUUUAUAAUAGCCAAUUUUUUGAUUAUAAAAGUAUUGCUGUAUUACCUUACUUUCAAAAUUUGUUAAAAUUCGCAACUCAUAUUCAGCAGCUAGCAAUGGAAAGUAAUGGAAAAUGUGUAGAUAGGAAUAAUCGUUUAAUUGAUUAUAACACAUGUCAAGUAUAUUUCGGAGAGCCAGGUACAAACGGGCAACAUAGCUUUUAUCAAUUAAUUCAUCAAGGACAGGUAGUACCUGCUGAAUUGAUAGGAUUUAAGCAAUCACAAUUUCCUGUUCAUUUUGAUAAUGAAAUAGUUAGUAAUCACGACGAAUUAAUGACAAACUUUUUUGCGCAAGCUGAUGCUUUAGCUAUUGGAAAAACAUUAGAACAAGUAAAGGAAGAAAACGAGAAAAACCAAAACAAAUUAUCUUCUGAAUUAUUAAGUCAUAAAGUUUUUAAAGGAAAUAGACCUUCCACUUUAUUAUUAUUUGACGAAUUGAACUUUUAUACAUGUGGAUUACUUUUAUCAUUAUAUGAAUGUAGAAUUGUUGCAGAAGGAUUUUUAUUAAACAUAAACAGUUUUGAUCAAUGGGGAGUGGAAUUAGGAAAAGUUUUAGCUAAAGAAAUCCGAAACUACUUUCAUGAUGUUAGAACAAAAAAAAAAUCAAAUGUAUCUUAUAAUUUUAAUGAAUCUACAAAAAUAUUACUAAAUCAUUAUUUAAAUUAA
Messenger RNA from Plasmodium gallinaceum, 1728 nucleotides. RefSeq names its product glucose-6-phosphate isomerase, putative. The transcript has a single exon. The coding region runs from base 1 to 1728 and encodes 575 amino acids. Gene Ontology annotation, biological process: gluconeogenesis; glycolytic process; glucose 6-phosphate metabolic process. The record is from RefSeq and is a predicted model, not a curated record. Lineage: Eukaryota; Apicomplexa; Aconoidasida; Haemosporida; Plasmodiidae. Gene Ontology annotation, molecular function: monosaccharide binding; carbohydrate derivative binding; glucose-6-phosphate isomerase activity. Gene Ontology annotation, cellular component: cytosol.